Mauremys reevesii (Reeves's turtle) is the source of this 3953-nucleotide messenger RNA. Its product is annotated as zinc finger protein OZF-like. The transcript is spliced from 3 exons. The coding region runs from base 18 to 2159 and encodes 713 amino acids. NCBI's taxonomy places the organism in Eukaryota, Metazoa, Chordata, Testudines, Geoemydidae. Gene Ontology annotation, molecular function: DNA-binding transcription repressor activity, RNA polymerase II-specific. The record is from RefSeq and is a predicted model, not a curated record. Gene Ontology annotation, biological process: regulation of immune system process; negative regulation of transcription by RNA polymerase II; regulation of cytokine production.
CCCUCUACAGGGACGUCAUGCAGGAGAACUACGAGACAGUGACCUCGCUGGGAUUCCCCCUUCCCAAACCUGAGCUGAUUGUCCGGCUAGAACGAGGGGAAGAGCCAUGGGUGCCCGAUCUCCGGCCCUGGAAGGAAAGAAGGCUUCCGAGAUGCACCCAUACAGCAGGUGCUGAGCGAGGGAGUGAGAAUGAGGAGGGGAAUCAUCAUGAGGAAUUUCCCGGGAAAGUGGAACCGAAUGGGACCUUUGUGGGAAGAGGUGAAGGGAAUUUUUCCCAGUGCUUCGAACUUGAAGAGUCCUGGGGAAAUUGGCACAGGUCAGAGAGGCUCCUGGGAAACCACCCAGGGAAGAAAGUGGAUGAAUCUAUUCAUGGUGGGGGAGGAGAGGAGGAUCUCAGAGCGCAGCAGACAAAUCCCAAGGAAGACACACCCUGGCACUACCUUCAGUGUGGGAAAGGAUUCAUUGUGAGAUCACAGCUUGUGACAAAUCAGACAAUCCAUACUGGAGAGAAACCCCUUCAGUGCUUGGACCAUGGAGAAAGCUUUAAUAAGCUCUCAGAUCUUAAUAACCACGGGAGAAGCCACAGUGGAGAAAAACCCUCUCAAUCCCUCGAGUGCGGGAAAUGUUUCAUUUCGAAGACACAAAUAAUUAGACAUGAGUUAAGCCACACAGGGGAGAGACCCCACAAGUGCUUGGUUUGUGGGAAAAAUUUCAUACAGAGGUCACACCUAGUUCGUCAUCAGGCAAUCCACACAGGAGAGAGAACCCCCAAGUGUUUGGACUUAAGGGAAAGUUUCAUACAAAGGUCAGACCUUGUUAAACAUCAGGCAUUACAUACAAGGGAGAGACCCCACAAGUGCUUGGACUGUGGGAAAAGUUUCAUAAGAAAGUCAAACCUUGUUCAACAUCAGUCAAUCCACACAGGAGAGAGACCCCACAAGUGCUUGGACUGUGGGAAAGGUUACAUACAAAGGUCAGACCUUGUUAAGCAUCAGGUAAUGCACACAGGAGAGAGACCCCACAAGUGCUUGGAGUGUGGGAAAAGUUUCAUAAGGAGGUCAAACCUUGUUCAACAUCAGAGAAUCCACACAGGAGAGAGACCCCACAAGUGCUUGGACUGUGGGAAAUGUUUCAAAGAGAGGUCAAGCCUUGUUAAACAUCACCAGGCAAUCCACACAGGAGAGAGACCCCACAAGUGCUUGGAUUGUGGCAAAGGUUACAUACAAAGGUCAGAACUUGUUAAACAUCAGUCAAUCCACACAGGAGAGAGACCCCACAAGUGCUUGGAAUGUGGGAAAAGUUUCAUAAGAAGGUCACAGCUCGUUUAUCAUCAGGCAAUCCACACAGGAGAGAGACCCCACAAGUGCUUGGACUGUGGGAAAUAUUUCACAGAGAGGUCAAGCCUUGUUAAACAUCACCAGGCAAUCCACACAGGAGAGAGACCCCACAAGUGCUUGGAUUGUGGCAAAGGUUACGUACAAAGGUCAGAACUUGUUAAACAUCAGUCAAUCCACACAGGAGAGAGACCACACAAGUGCUUGGACUGUGGGAAAAGUUUCCUAAAAAAGUCAAACCUUGUUCAACAUCAGAGAAUCCACACAGGAGAGAGACCCCACAGGUGCUUGGUCUGUGGGAAAUGUUUCACAGAGAAGUCAAAGCUUGUUAAACAUCAGGCAGUCCACACAGGAGAGAGACCCCACAAGUGCUUGGACUGUGGGAAAGGUUACAUACAAAGGUCAAACCUUGUUCAACAUCAGAGAAUCCACACAGGAGAGAGACCCCACAAGUGCUUGGACUGUGGGAAAAGUUUCCUAAGCAGGUCAGACCUUGUUAAACAUCAGGCAAUCCACACAGGAGAGAGACCACACAAGUGCUUAGACUGUGGGAAAAGUUUCCUAAGAAAGUCAAACCUUGUUCAACAUCAGAGAAUCCACACAGGAGAGAGACCCCACAAGUGCUUGGUCUGUGGGAAAUGUUUCACAGAGAAGUCAAACCUUGUUAAACAUCAGGCAGUCCACACAGGAGAGAGACCCCACAAGUGCUUGGACUGUGGGAAAGGUUAUAUACAAAGGUCACACAUUAUUCAACAUCAGGCAAUCCACACAGGAGAGACUCCAGAGGUGCUUGGGCUCCGGGAAAAGUUUCAUAUGGAAGUCUGACCUCAUUAAACAUGGAAGAAUCCACACAGCAUCUGAACUUCUGUGACACAUGGCAAGAAAGGAUUUUGCAAGUUGCAUGUAAUUGAUUCGCUGUGGGUAUGGGCUGAAAGAUGGAGAGAAUGUUUAUAGGUGAAAUCACCAAAAUGUGUUUUGCCAGGGUAGUGUUAACUGGAUCUGUUCCGCUCUCCUGCUUGGACAUUUUCUGUGGGGAUUCCAGAGAUGGAAAGGAGCAGCUGUUACCAUCUUGGCUACCAAUCCCCAGGGUGACUCUCUACACUAGCAAUUCUCAAACUGUGGGCAGAGCCUCCCAAUAGAGGCACAGGAGUGUGUCAAGGGAUGCGUGAUCAGCGUAGGUUGUUUGUUUUUUAAAGAGCACUGGCUGUCGGCCCCAGGUGGCUGGGGCUCAUGAAGGAGGAACAGGCCCAUCUGGGAGGUGGGGAUAAAUGCUCAGGCUCUCAAACCCAGGUGGAGAAGCAGCACAGAAGUAGGGGUGUCAACGGGGUGAUAAGUCUGCUGUGAACAGUGAUAUUGAGGAAUAUCACUUUUCACGUGGCCACCCUCACUUCUGUGCUGCUAUUGGAGGACUUCAGAGCUGGGCACAUCGCCAGCACCACGUUUACAAAAUGAUUAAUCUUCUCCAAAGUAUGUCCUGUGAGGUGUCAUAGGGAAAGUCAUCACCUGCUGAAUAUUAUUGUCCCAUUAAAAUGUGUCUAUCCGCACUGUCCUUGCAGCUCGGAGAGUUUGCUGUAUGUUUGUUAUAUGCUGUAAAGCUGGAAAACACCCACAGAGGAGCUCCUCAUAGACAGCGGCACCUGCACACCAGCUGGGUGCUAAGUAGCCAGUAAUUGCUCAGCCGAUCCUUCACCAGCUCUGGAGCUGGGAACAAGAGAGUUACAAUUCACCAGAUGGACGGCUGGAUGCUGACUUAGGCCACAGACUGAUUGUCGCCUGCCCCCCGGCUGGGGGGUGAACCUCAAAGAACAGAGUGGUACAAAGGAACAAGGGGGAGUGGCCUCCAUUUUCACCUCUCCUCUACCUUCUCUACAGAAGGCAAGAAGAUGACUUGAAAGACAACAGGGGCCGUGGAUUGGAGAGGACGGACCAAGGCUGGAAGGAAAUGCAGCCUGGGUACUCAGAACUGUGAAGUGCCUGCAACAGCAGGUGGGGUGCAGAAAUCUCCUUGCUUCACAUUUUCCUUAAAUUGGUAAAAUGUAGGAUUUACAAUGCAUUUUAUAAUUUUGUAGUUUUAAUCGGUUCUGACCUUUGACAUCUUUCUCUUUCGUAAUCCCUGAAAACCUCCUUGCUCCAGUUACUAAAGUGGUUUUAGUGUUUUGUCUGGACCUUUCUGUUUUCAUUGAAGUGUUUUGGGGAUUUGACUGGAGAGAACAAGGCUGUGGCCUAAUCCGGCCCCUCUGUGGGGGUGACCCACUAAUGACUGAGUUUGUCCAUCCCAGUGACCAAACUGAGCUGUGCAAGAUGCACAUUCCUCGGGCGCAAGGCUGGGAGGAGAAAACUGGCUGAUGUUGCUGUGUCGUUUCAUAAGUUCCUGAGUGUCUGGCUAGUUGCACUCAGUACAGUGCAGCCAGGAGUGACUUUGAAGGCUGGUGGCUGUGUGUGAGCAGAGCGUGGAGGGGUUGUUUGUUCACACAGGGAAGCAGCAGGGUGGAUUUGAUUUAAAUUACUAGUCAGGAAGACUGGAUUUAAUCAUGGUUUUCUACAUAAAAAUGUAUUCUUGUUGGGUAUUAUAACUUUAGUACGUAUUCUUCAAAAUGCAGAGACAGAUGUAGGUUUCAU